GUUACUCACCACCGGGAAUGCUCUUGCCUUGGGGCUGGAUUGUCUUCCUGAGUCCCAGAAGUAACCGAAGGAGCUCCCUGCCAUGGAAACCCCUGGGGAGCCUGGGGCAGGCCCUCUUGGAGCCCCCAGCCCUUCCAACUCCUCUGCGCCUGGGCACCUGGAGACGGAAAAGCCAGCCCAGGACCCGCUGUACGACGUGCCCAGUGCCGGCGGGGUGCAGGCAGGUGGGCCCCAGCGGCCGGGGCGCGCCGUGAGCCUGCGGGAGCGCCUGCUGCUCACACGGCCAGUGUGGCUGCAGCUACGGGCCAACGCGGCGGCUGCGCUGCACGUGCUGAGAGUCGAGCCCCCCGGGACAUUCCUGGUGCGGAAAUCUAACACUCGCCAGUGCCAAGCUCUGUGCGUGCGGCUGCCUGAGGCCAGUGGCCCUUCCUUCGUCUCCAGCUACUACAUCCAGGAGAGGCCCGGGGGCGUCUCCUUGGAGGGAUCUGAGCUCGUCUUCCCUGACCUAGUCCAGCUCAUCUGCGCCUACUGCCACACCCGGGACAUCCUCCUCCUCCAGCUCCAGCUCCCCAGAGCCAUCCGCCAGGCAGCCACCCACAAGGAGCUGGAAGCCAUCUCCCAUUUGGGCAUUGAGUUCUGGAGCUCCUCCCUCAACACCAAGGCUCAGCCAGGCCCAUGCGAAGGCCCACCGCUGCCCCGGCUGAAACCCCGCUCCCCACAGGAGCUGGACCAGGGCACCGGAGCUGCCCUGUGCUUCUUCAAUCCCCUGUUCCCAGGGGAUCUGGGCCCCACCAAGCGGGAGAAAUUCAGGAGGAGUUUCAAAGUAUGCGUAUCCACAGAGACCUCUAGCCCCCUGUCUCCACCCGCUGUGCCGCCUCCCCCUGUCCCAGUACUGCCACAGGCAGCCCCCAACCAUACAAAAAGGUUGCCCCCUCACCAGCUGCUGCGGAGGGAGAGCUCAAUGGGGUACCGUGUGCCAGGGGGUGCCAGCCCCAGCCUCCCUCCGCUUCCCUCCCUCCAGGAGGUAGACUGUGGUUCCCCCAGCAGCUCCGAGGAGGAGGGGAUACGGGGGUCUCAGGGGAGUCCAGUGACCUCACCCUGCCUGAGUCGCAGGGGUCGCAGGCGGCCUUUGCUUCGGUCCAUGAGCGCUGCCUUCUGCUCUCUGCUGGCACCUGAGCGGCAGGUGGACCGGGCAGCCUCGGCAUUGAUGCAGGACCGCCACACAGCUGUGGGCCAGCUGGUGCAGGACCUACUGACGCAGGUGCGGGCUGGCCCGGAGCCCCAGGAGCUGCAGGGUAUCCGUGAGGCACUGAGCAAGGCCCGGGUCAUGCUGAGCGCUGAGCUAGGCCCUGAGAAGCUGCUGCCGCCCGAUAGACUGGAACAUGUCCUGGAGAAGUCACUACAUCGCUCGGUGCUCAAGCCUCUCCGGCCCAUCCUGGUGGCCCGACUCCAGCGCCGGCUUUCUGCCGAUGGCUCCCUGGGCCACCUGGCUGAAGGCUUCCGCCUGGCCCGGGCCCAGGGCCCUGAAGCCUUCGGGUCCCACUUGAGCCUGCCCUCCCCGGCAGAGAUGGAGCAGAUUCGCCAGAAGCUGCUGCAGCUGCUCCGCACCUCCUCGCCCAGCGCCCAGGUCAAGCGGCUCCUACAGACCUGCAAGCUGCUCUACACGACCCUGAGGACCCGCGUGGGAGAGGGCGCAGGGGCCGAUGAGUUCCUCCCGCUGCUGAGCCUGGUCCUGGCCCAGUGCAACCUUCCUGAGCUGCUGCUGGAGGCCGAGUACAUGUCAGAGCUGCUGGAGCCUGCCCUGCUUACCGGAGAGAGUGGCUACUACCUGACCAGCCUGUCUGCUAGCCUGACCCUGCUGCGUGGCCUGGGCCAGGCCCACACCCUCCCCCGGAGCCCCUCGCAGGAGCUGCAGCAUUCCCUCAGCCUCUGGGAGCAGCGCCGCCUGCCCGCCACCCACAGCCUCCAGCAUCUCCUCCGAGUAGCCUACCAGGACCCCAGCAGUGGCUGCACCUCCAAGACCCUGGCUGUGCCCCCAGAGACCUCGAUUGCCACCCUGAACCAGCUCUGUGCCACCAAGUUCCGAGUGACCCAGCCUGAGACUUUUGGCCUCUUCCUGUACAAGGAGCAGGGCUAUCACCGCCUGCCCCCUGGAGCCCUGGCCCACAAGCUUCCCACAACCAGCUACCUCGUGUACUGCCGCCAGGCUGAGUGGCCUGAGACACAGGGGGCCUCACUUGGGGGUGCAACAGAGGAGGGCAGUGGGGAACCAGGGGCAGGGGGCAAGGAGGAGGAGAAAGAGGGCCGGGGAGAUGGGGACACUGAGGUCAAAGCCAGUCAAAGAGACAGUAGGGGACAGUCUGUGACAACUGCCAUGCAGGACGAGAGCCAGGCCGGGGGAGGCCCUGCCCAGCCAGGCGGGCCAGGGGCUGAGGGACGCCAGGCAGCAGAAGAGUAGCUGGGAGUGGCCAGAAUGGCCCUUGGGGGCAAGAAGCUCAGCCUGCUGGGAAGGCCGUUUGGAGCCAUCAGCCUCGCUGACCAAGGCCAUAGCCCCUUAGCCUUCUCCCGCUGGCCUCUCUGGUGUCUGCCCUGCCUUUGCCGACACUUAUUCCUGUGACCUGCCUGCUGGGGGAGCGCCUGGACGGCCACAUCGGGGACACUGAGUCAAGUCGAGGGAGCUUGGGCGACCCAGACCAAGGGCCCAAGGUCCUUUGCCUCUUGCCCUUCUACCCCAGCUGGAGGCCGGCCCGCCUGCAGUGGUGAGUGUGCCCAACCUCUGGCAGCCGGGGAGGGGCCACUGCCCAGCAGCCCCUCUGAGCGGGAUCCCCAGACCCUGAAAGGCUCCGCCUACUCCUGGGUGUCAGGAGGAUUCAAGGAGGCAGCAGGAGCCGAGGCCCAGUCCUGUUCCAGACCACCACCUACCUGGAGGAUUCACACCCCCAAACCUCAGUGUCCUCACUGUAAAGGGGGGUGCCCUGCCAUCCUGUCUUUUCCCAGAAGCCUUCCAGGAGCCAAAAUGGAUGGUUUUGCUACAGAGCAGAGCUCAGUCUGUGGGAAGGAGGGGGAAGGAGGGGGGAUGUUAAUGCUGCCAAAGGCUGAUACCCUCGUCAGCCUGCCCCCACCCUGGAGGAACACUCACGUUCGAGUCUUUCCCCACGAUGGGACGUCCUCCCAGACCCUCAGCAUCCCCGGGGGGAUCGGACAGGGAGACAGGCUUCCAAAUGGGUGGGGGAGGGGAGCUUGCAAACCAUUUUCUCUGCACUUGACUCUUGGGCCUCACCGGAGCUUUAUGGGUGGCCAUGCUCAUUACACACUGACAUUCGGGAGAGCGACUCACGAUAUCACACAGCAGGCCAUUAGGGGUUCCCCCACCCAAGCCAGGGCGUCAGGUUCCAACUGCAUCCUCAGCCCUUCUAAGCCACCAGUAAACUAACGCUCUGAACCCAGUAGAGCAGGCAGCACAUCUGAGCAAAGAAAAUGCCGGCAAUGGCCACAAGGAGGUGCCUGCAGCCCAGGAAGCUACAGAAUGGGUGACACCAAGGGGCCAGGGUGGCUCCAGGGCCUCAGCAGCAUAAGUAUCCACAGACUUUGCACUUUGCAGCCAGCCACCAGGCAGCUGGGGACAGCAGGGGCUGAGACUGCUGGCCCCCAGCUCCCUGGGGGUCGGGUCUGGAUGAGGCCAGCCUCACUGGGACCGCUACCUGGGAAGGAACUAUUCCCUGGUGGAGGGAGGGCCCUGGCUAGUCUCGGAGGCGGUCCCUCGGGUGCUGUGCACUAAGGGACAUCCGUCUACUGUCAGACAAACGUGACAACUGGAAGGUGGAAAUCCUGGGUGUUGGGAUUUCAGACAACCCACGUGCAGGGCUCCCAAAUUUCUCGCUAGGCCACCGGCAACACUUCCCACGUCCACCCCCACCCCCAGCUUCUCACUGGCUGGGGAGUCUCCCCUUUGGCUUUUGUAUGUCCUCCCUAUCCCAUGCCCGACCCCCUACCCCCGUGCCUUGCACAGUGCUGGGCACUCCAC
Molecule: messenger RNA, 4024 nt
Organism: Molossus molossus (Pallas's mastiff bat)
Lineage: Eukaryota; Metazoa; Chordata; Mammalia; Chiroptera; Molossidae
Gene: RIN1
Product: Ras and Rab interactor 1
Exons: 10
Coding region: 83-2458 (791 amino acids)
Biological process (GO): vesicle-mediated transport; signal transduction
Cellular component (GO): cytosol; endocytic vesicle
Molecular function (GO): guanyl-nucleotide exchange factor activity; small GTPase binding
Source: RefSeq, a predicted model, not a curated record